This is a messenger RNA of Microdochium trichocladiopsis, 2230 nucleotides long. Its product is annotated as phosphatase 2C-like domain-containing protein. The transcript is spliced from 2 exons. Gene Ontology annotation, molecular function: protein serine/threonine phosphatase activity; cation binding. Gene Ontology annotation, biological process: protein dephosphorylation. The coding region runs from base 114 to 2048 and encodes 644 amino acids. The record is from RefSeq and is a predicted model, not a curated record. NCBI's taxonomy places the organism in Eukaryota, Fungi, Ascomycota, Sordariomycetes, Xylariales, Microdochiaceae.
CCAGGGAGAACCGCCUCGACACUGCCGCACACCUACCCUUCGCCGCCCAGUACACACCUCUCUGGCUUUCACGCAGUCACGUCUUGACGGCCUGCCGGCAUCUCUCCGAGACAAUGACAAUCUCACGGAGACCUCCGCGGCGAUGGUCACUUUGCGACAGCUACAACUUCAUCGCAAGAUAUGUUCAUCAACAAACCCGAAGUCAUGCGUCGAGAACAAGGAGAGCCAAACCUCUUGCCCUUGCUCAAACCCGUCCUACCCAGCUCUCGCCAACCUGCCCCGCGAUUACUCGAACCACACCACCAAGCGAGCCCAACCACCAGCAUGCCCUUUUCCAAGGGGCAGCUCAACGUGGCUUCCACAACUACUUCGUCACUCACCUGCCGUCAAACUCAAUGACGCCAGACUCUCGCAGCAGAAUUGGACCUCAUCACAAACUACCGCGUUCAGCAGCAGCACCACACACUGCCAAGCCGGGAGCUGCUCCAGCGCUGUCCCCUCCGCACCUCCCCUCAAAUCGCGAGCUCACAGUCGUGCGGAUACCCUUGCAUAGUGCGAAGCAUCACUUUGGGGUGACGGAAUCGCGGGGGUCCAGACCUUACAAUGAGGACUCCCACCAAGCAGGCACAAUAGACAUGCCCGCUUUCGCCAAGCGAGUUCCAAUUAGUCUCUCGCGAAGCUCUAUCAAGAAGAGCGGAGAAGGCACGUCCGCAGACAGUGCCUUUGGCGACCCUCAAGUCUUUUACUUUGGAGUUUUUGAUGGGCAUGGUGGUGCCGAGUGCAGCAAGUUCUUGCAAGACGAGUUGCAUGGUUACAUCGAGGAGGCAGCAGCCGAGUUCGAGCUCAAGAGCAGUCUCCGGAAACAUCACGGCCAUGUGCUGCCGACCGCCAAUGAUGUCCGCCGGCAUUCUUCGCUGGAGGCGCUUGAUGACAACGAUGCGGAUGGGGUUGCGAAGCUGGACGCGGUUCAGAUGCGGUCUGCUGACGAUGUCAAGGCCUUAGCGGACAUUCCUACCAUGAACGAGAAGGGAGCUAUUGGCAAGUUUGACAAAGCUCAGGCGGUCGCCGGAGAAAGCCCGGUCCCAGCCAAAGUAUCACAGGCAAAGGCCUUGCGCCUGCAGAAAGAAAUCGUCGACGAAUACAAGAAGUUGAUUGGUGGCUACUACCGGCGGUUCAGCCCCAAACACUUCUCUGUGGGUAAAAGCGAGGGCGAUGCGGAGACGCCGGUGAGCAUCGAGUCUGUUUUGACCUAUGCUUUCCUGCGUGCCGAUCUUGACUUUGUCUCGGCCCAAGCCCGGAAGCCGGACCCAGAGGACCCCUAUGUCUCCGAUUCGGCACUCAACAGCGACGAGAUCUUAGGCAGGCCUCAUCACAAGCCACCGUCAGGCACUGGCAUAGGCGGGCAGACGCGCUUCAAGGGCGGCUCCACGGGCUCAGUUGCGCUGAUAUCUACGCCGAGCCCUGCGCCAUUCUUCCACCCGUCAGCCUCGUCGACUCUCAUCGUCGCACACGUGGGAGACACUCGGAUUCUUCUGUGCGAGACUGCUACUGGACUUGCGAGGCCGCUGACGAGUGACCACCAUCCUGCGAACCCUAUGGAAGCUCAGCGCCUGCGUCGAUAUGCGACUUCCUUCAUCACGGAUUCCUUCGGCGAAGAGCGGUUCCAAGGACUUGCCAACAGUCGCGCGUUUGGAGACAUGAAGUCGAAGCGUCAUGGAGUGUCAGCAGAGCCUGAGAUCACGCGGACCGAGAUGGGCCCGGCCGAGUACAGUUUCCUGGUCCUGGUGUCCGAUGGAGUCUCGGGGACGCUCAGUGAUCAGGAAAUCGUCGAUGUUGUCAAGGAGGCCAACACACCAGAACAGGGGUCCAAAGCAGUGGUCUCCUUGGCGACCGAAGUCAGCACAGAGGGCGACAAUGCUACUUGCAUGGUGAUCAGACUCGGAGGCUGGGAGCGCAGGAGCGAAGGCGGGUUGGGUAGCCUUGGGACAAAAGAGCUCCGUGAUCAUCGGCGCAGUGAGGCGUCCGAUCCCCGAAGAGGCCGGAGAUGAGAUUACGGUGGUAACGGAAAGGGGCGGUCUGGCAGGUGCAUGGCGGAGUUGUGGAUUAGCGAACAUUUCAAUCAUGCAUGCAUACUUUCUACACGGGACAACAUAAGCAACAGUGUCUCGAGCCUUGUCAGUAUAUAAAAGCACACACACACACAUUAUACUUCUUUGUUCCAUUCACGUGG